AUACGAGGCAGGUCGAAUCUGUUUUCUAGAAUUCUCUCAAGUUUGCACGAGUCACGAGUUGUGAUAAUAAGUUGCAUAUAUAGUGCUUAUUUUUAACCCGAGUUCUUUUUUCUUCAUUUAUUUUUUUACAAUAAAUAUGGAAAUAGAUAGUGACACGUGGAUUACUAUUUUUCAUAUCUUGAUUACAUUUGAUAUAAUAAUGACUUUAUGGUAUAUUUCAAUGCUGUGAAAUAAAGGAAUUAUUGAAUUUUAUGAAUCCUUAUUGAAUUGAACUCAUAUACGAAAAUGUUCAAGGAGAUUUGGCAGAGUUUUAAACGAUUACAUAAUGAUACGACGAAGUCCAACGCGCAUAGAAAUGCGUCUGGAUGAUUUACAAGUGUAUGAGGAAAUAAGGAAAGCACAUGAGGCUAAAAAAGAUCCCGAAAAAAAAGCAUCAUCGUCCAUGAAUCCUCCAGCAUGGGGUGGCAAGAUUCCCCAGAACGAGAUUCAGGAGCGUAUCGGUUAUGUUCCACAACAACAUUCAUCCACGCACAAUCGAACCAUACCAUAGCAAUCAGUCCAGACAUGAAUCACAAACGAAAAAAUCAAAUUAUGCAUUGCAACAUGAGUUUGAUUUUAUUUAGUGCAUUUAGUAGGUGUUUAUAAAAUGAUUAUCUUUUAUCUUCAGUAUUCAUUGCCUGUAAUUAAUCACAUUAAUGGUUAUAAUUAGGGAAUCAUCAAUCUAAAAAUAGUUUCUACAGUAUAAAAUUGCUUUUAUUUACAAAAUGUAAUUGCUAUGUGUAAAAUAUACAGGAUUAAUGGACGAUAUCUA
Messenger RNA from Pogonomyrmex barbatus (red harvester ant), 811 nucleotides. Its product is annotated as anaphase-promoting complex subunit CDC26. The record is from RefSeq and is a predicted model, not a curated record. Gene Ontology annotation, cellular component: anaphase-promoting complex. NCBI's taxonomy places the organism in Eukaryota, Metazoa, Arthropoda, Insecta, Hymenoptera, Formicidae. Gene Ontology annotation, biological process: anaphase-promoting complex-dependent catabolic process; regulation of mitotic cell cycle; protein K11-linked ubiquitination.